Quercus robur (English oak) is the source of this 1164-nucleotide messenger RNA. Its product is annotated as polyubiquitin. Lineage: Eukaryota; Viridiplantae; Streptophyta; Magnoliopsida; Fagales; Fagaceae. The transcript has a single exon. Gene Ontology annotation, biological process: protein ubiquitination; modification-dependent protein catabolic process. Gene Ontology annotation, cellular component: cytoplasm; nucleus. The record is from RefSeq and is a predicted model, not a curated record. The coding region runs from base 91 to 1008 and encodes 305 amino acids. Gene Ontology annotation, molecular function: ubiquitin protein ligase binding; protein tag activity.
ACCAUUACUCUCUCAUCCAAAUAUCUCUCGAAAUCUCAAAAUCUCGCAAAUUUCUCUCUCGCAAAUCUCUCUGUCUCUCUCUCAAAAAAGAUGCAGAUCUUCGUGAAAACUCUAACCGGCAAGACCAUCACCUUGGAGGUGGAGAGCUCCGACACCAUCGACAACGUGAAGGCCAAGAUCCAGGACAAGGAAGGCAUCCCUCCCGAUCAGCAGCGAUUGAUCUUCGCCGGAAAGCAGUUGGAAGACGGCCGUACUCUCGCCGACUACAAUAUUCAGAAAGAGUCCACUCUUCACCUCGUUCUGCGACUCCGCGGAGGCAUGCAGAUCUUCGUCAAAACCCUGACCGGAAAGACGAUCACGUUGGAGGUGGAGAGCUCCGACACCAUCGAUAACGUGAAGGCCAAGAUCCAGGAUAAGGAAGGGAUUCCGCCGGACCAGCAGAGGCUCAUCUUCGCCGGGAAGCAAUUGGAGGAAGGCCGUACCCUCGCCGAUUACAAUAUCCAGAAAGAGUCUACGCUCCACCUUGUGCUCAGGCUCCGUGGAGGCAUGCAGAUCUUUGUGAAAACCCUAACCGGGAAGACGAUCACCUUGGAGGUAGAGAGCUCCGACACGAUUGACAACGUGAAGGCCAAGAUUCAGGAUAAGGAAGGCAUUCCACCGGACCAGCAGAGGCUCAUCUUCGCCGGGAAACAAUUGGAGGACGGUCGUACCCUUGCCGAUUACAACAUUCAGAAAGAGUCAACUCUCCAUCUCGUGCUCAGGCUCCGUGGAGGUAUGCAGAUAUUCGUGAAGACUCUGACAGGGAAGACGAUUACUCUGGAGGUGGAGAGCUCUGAUACGAUCGAUAAUGUGAAGGCGAAGAUUCAAGAUAAGGAGGGAAUUCCUCCGGACCAGCAGAGGCUGAUCUUUGCUGGGAAGCAAUUGGAGGAUGGGCGUACUCUAGCUGAUUAUAACAUUCAAAAGGAGUCCACUCUUCACCUUGUUCUUCGUCUUCGCGGUGGCCAGUAAAUUUCUUUCAAAAUGUGGUUUUCUGAAUAAGUGUAAUGGUAGUUGUUUUGGCUAUCAGGUUUCUUCAAAUCAAAACUAUGUUGUGGUUAAGAUUAAGUUCUUUUUCGUUAAUGUACUUAUCCCUAAAUAAAUAAUAGUGCCUUUAGUUUGUUCUAA